AUAGGUACAUUUCAAAAUAUCACUGUCCUGGUCACAAAAGCAAAGUUUGUGGGGAAUAAUAGCCAUUUUCUGUACUUUUGAGGCAUAAGCAAUUGGAAAAUAACACUUACUACCCAGGAACAAAAAUCGUGUUACAUAGCAUAAUAAUCGCGAAUUUCCCAUCUCUUUUACACGGAAUUAAUGACCAAGACUCAAUGAUAUAGAUUUUAAUGCUUACACUGCAAUAGCAUUACAACGGUUAUUAAUGUGCAGUUUAAUCUGAGUUAUUAAUGUGCAGUUCAAUCUGAGUUAUUAAUGUGCAGUUUAAUCUGAGUCACCAUCACCAGGGAGCACAGGUCUCCUUGGCUCCUCCACAUGGACCCCCCUUGGCUACUCCACAUGGACCCCCCUUGGCUACUCCACAUGGACCCCCCUUGGCUACCUGCACCCUUGAACUUUGCGGGGAGUUGGUGGCGAUGCAGACAGCCCGAAAUGCAUCAUUUGUGCAGGAGUGGUGUUGGUGGAUCACACAAAGGUCGUGAAAACUCCCCUUCCCGUGCGCGUCCAGGAGGUGCCGUACCCUGGCUCGCUAGGACAAGGCAGUACAAGGCAGUGGACUAAUCUCCAUCCGUUUCCAUCUGUACGGGGACAGAGUGUUGUCAUUGGGGUGCCACGAUGGCAAGAUGUUAACCACCUCGCCCGGUAUAUGGGAGGUCGUGUGUUCGAUCCCGACCCUUAUGUCUGCUGUAUAUUUGGAGUUUGGGUGUGUCUCUCUCCCUGUGGUCGUGUGUAUCUUUCCCCGGGGCCUCCGGUUUUCCCCUCCACAUUCAGAAUCAACAUCACGCGUUUAGAGUCUUUUGCUGCUAUCAAUUUUCACGUUGAUAACGUUGAGCUAUCGUUUGUGAUAGCCCGGUCGCUUUUGAAAAAGAGAUGUAGCAGCUCAAUUGGCCUUUAUUAUGUUUUAUUGUUAUUAUUUUAUUAUUUCCCUUCUACGUGACUUUACCGAAAGAACCAAGAAGAUGGCCUUACCUGGUAAAAUAAAAAUGUGUUUGUUAUAAUUACAACUAAUGUUACUUCCACCCCGUCUCGUCGGAUGUCCGCACGCGUCACCCACAGCAGCGCCACGCUUGACGGUGUGGGGGGGGGGGGUGCCAUGGCACGACCGUCCCAGCAGUCGUCGGUGUUCGACGAUCGAAGGGACCGCGACCGCCUGCCGCCGCACUACAAGGAGUCGUACCGCCUGGCCAUCGACGUGCUGGUGGAGCGGGGACGCGACGCCUUCCGCGACUUCCUGCAGCGCGAAGGCACCGUGCCCUUCCUGUCCGAGCAAGAGGUGGAUCACAUUGAGAGCACGUUCCAGUCGCCCGCUGUCACGACCCGGGGAGACGAUGGCGACGAGGUGGGCCAGGACUUUGGGAGCUCGUCGUCGGGCACGUACUGGCCCGUGUACUCGGACACGUCGGCACCGGACCUCGAGCUGGGCUGGCCGGCUCCCGGACGCUUCCUCGGGCAGACGAACGUCACGCUGCACUUCCACCCGCCGCUGGGGAACGGGGUGCCGACCAUCAAGGAGGUCAUACGCAGGCACAUCAGAGGGGCCUCUAAGGUGGUCGCCGUGGUGAUGGACGUCUUCACGGACGUGGACAUCUUCCAGGAGCUGCUGGAGGCGGCCAACGUGCGCCGGGUGCCGGUCUACGUGCUGCACGACCGCCUCAACUUCCCCCUGUUCCACGACAUGUGCCUCCACCACGGCCUGCGCGCCGGCGAGCUCGAGAACGUACGAGUGCGGACCCUGCCGGGAUCGCUCUACUUCUGCAAGUCUGGCGCCAAGUUUCACGGCCAGGUGUUCGAGAAGUUCAUGCUCUUCGACUGCGUCACGGCCCUGUGCGGUUCCUACAGCUUGACGUGGUCGCACGAGAAGAUCCACCGCAGCCUUGUGCACGAGUUCACCGGCGAAAUGGUCGAGACGUUCGACGAGGAGUUCCGGGUUCUGUACGCGCAGUCGUCCUGCCCCUACGGCGACUCCUCCGCGCUCGCCAUCCCCAGCCAGGUGCCCCCGCCGACCAGGGGCCUCCAGGGCCUCCAGGGCCUCCGCGGGGCGCCUCACCUGGGCCUCGCGCUGCAAAUCGAAAAGCACGACUCGUCCGUCGACUCGUGGGUGUCGUCCACGUCGUCCCGGCGCGCCCUGGACCAGCAGACCCUGAACUUCACCCACCACGACUUCAUGCGACGCCCGAUCGACAGCACGUACGCCAGGAUGGAGGCCCAGCAUCUCCGGCGGGAGGAUCGCUACACGUUCACGGCGAAGCAGGAGGUGCUGAGCGAGAAGGAGUACCGGGGCGUGGCCAACGUGUCGCAGCGGUUCGUCGCCAACGCCCAGGUGUUCGCGGGCGAGAAGGAGGUGUGGAAGCGGUACAGCUACGCGGGCGAGGCCACGGAGUCGCACUCGUUCCUGCAGCGGAUUCAGGACCCGUACUCGUUCGCCUCGGGCCGCGGCGCCCUGGAGCCGCGUCCGAGGAACAUCGGCGGCGUCCUCCCCGGGCAGGAGUUCCGCCGUCUCCAGGGCGGCGCCGGGGCCUACGGAGACCGCUUCGGCGAGGGGCGAGGGGACGACGUGUUCGGGGAUGACGGGGCUGCGUUCCCAGACUCCGCCGGGAACGCGAAGCGGAUAACGGCGGCGGCGGAGGAGGAGGCGCGCGACAUUUCCCAGCAGCAGCAGCUGGCGCCGUACAAUCAGCGAAAGAAGAGCGAGUUCCCGGCGCAGCACCUCAUGAACUCGCGGCGGGAGGCGUGGCAGGGACAGCCGGGCAAGGCGGACGGCGGCCGCAGCGGCGCGCAGCAGACGUUCGCCUGCCAGACGUCGCCGACGCAAACCCAAAGCUUCCAGGAGGAGGGGCCGUUCGCUAAGGCGGGCGCGGCGAGCAGGGCGAGGGAGGGCGACGCGGGCGGCGCUGAGAAGUCCGCCAAGCAGGGCCUCCGACGUUGGCGGAUCAAUUCGUUCCUGAGCUCCUGCGAGAAUCCCGCGGAGGCCGAGGCGGGCAGGGCGGAGGACGACCCCAGGCUCGACGGCGAGGCGCGGGUCGGGGAGGGCGAGGCGCGGAGCGGGGAGGGCCGCGGGUCGCCAGCCGCGGACGCGGCGGUCGCCGGCUUUGCGGACGGCCUGACGAGGCACGAAUCGCUGCGCUCCAAGAUCAGUCCCAUGUUGCAGAGGAACUCCAGGUUGCGCUCGUCGCUCAUCUUCAACUCCGCUCGGCAGGACGCGGGAGCGUCGGAGCAAAUCGCGAAGCGGGGCCCGGGCAAUUCCGGCGGGGCGGCGACGGCGGCAGCCGACGAGGUGGCGGCCGAGGCGCCGGCUGGCGGUUCUUCCAACGCGGCCGAGUUGAAGGAGAAGGACGAGCAGACGGCGGUCGCUCUGCCCGCUUCGGACCUCCAAUCGAAGUACGCGCCCAGGGAGCCGUUCGUGAGGUCGAGGUUCCUUUUCAGCAGCCUCACGAACCGCAAGGCGGCGACCGCCACCGCGGAGGAGGAGGUCCGGGCGGCCUCGGACAAGGUGGGCCCCGUCGCCAGGCCGGACUCGCACAUCAAGGAGCUCUUUCCAAAGCCGCAGCCCUUGGCCGAGAGUCGCACGGCACCCGCGGGGAGCGCCGUUUCCAAGAUAAACCCCUCUCCGGGAAGCGAACAGACGAAGUUAACCCAGAUCCAGCAACGUAAUGAAACGAUUCCGGCUCGGUCAAAGUCGUCGUCGUCGUCGGCCGACACGGGGGCCCAGGUGACGAGGAGGGUGACGGACAGCGCUGCGCAAGACGUGAAGCCGGACCCGGCGAGCGACGGGGCGAGCCGAGCGUCCGCGGAGAGAGCGUCACGGCUCCAGGAGCUUCUCGACAAAACCAACAACAAGAAGGAGAAUUCCCCCGAGAAGGCGUCUCCUGUAAACGCGACCGUGGAGAGAGCUUCCCCUCGAGAGCCGUGCAGGCCGAGCGCUCCGCCCGCUGCCAGCCCCACCUCGGCAAAGGUGCCUCCGGCGCAGGACGCGGCGUCCGGCGUCUCCCGAGCGCCGGCAACGAUCGGCACGUCGGAGCUGAGCCCUUCCCCGGCCUGGCGCAGCAGCAGCACCUCCACACCCGUCCUGUACGGCAGCAAUCUGAAAGACGACACCAAGGUCAUGUUGGAGCAAAUCUCGCUGAGCAGCCACAAGUACAAGGACGACAAUCACAAGGCCGCGCGGGGGGACGAUUCGGCGAGGUUACCGCGGGAUGCCGCGGGUGGCGGAGGAUCGAGCGUUGCCAGCCCGAAGGAAGCCGCUCCGAGCCAGGCCUCGCCCACGACCACCGCUCCCGCAGCCGACGAGGACAGGUCGGACGAGCUCAUCCGGAACCUGGAGAGCAAGCGCAAAGAGAAUCGUGCCUACAGCCGCUUCGAGGUGUUCUACAAGACGGAAGGAACGGAGGCCAAGCCAAAGGGCGUCUCCCCCGUCGUCUCCCCCGUCCAUGUCCCCGAUCAGUCGCGAUACGUGCCCGAUAGGAACCGGGCGAUGGAGCAGCCCUUGAGCAACAGCCUCUUGCAGAAAAUCAAGGUUACGUUUAAAGGAAAAAAUUAAUAACCCUCCCCGGCCUUGCCAUACAGAAUUGUCGUCGUUGCUUGAAACUACAGUUGUGAAAUUAUAGUUGUCGCUCUCCGUCGGCAUGAGCCGACAUGAAGAAGAAUGGGGAGGGGGGGGGUGGGGGAGCGGCUUCGUCGCAAAAGAGAGAGGCGCUUCACAAACGGCAGGUGGCGAUGAAGCACAGCUCGCACGAUGGCUUCGCCACGUGGCGAUUUUUAUUGCGCCCAAAAGCACAGCCGCUGACUGCGCCGCCAAGGAGUCGAACGCCUCCCACGUACAGCGAGCAAGGGUCGCAGUUUGGCCGGGGGGCAGUCCUGGUAGUGAGCGGGGGCCACCUGAAUCGUGGGUGGGGGUCGCCUGAAUCGUGGGUGGGGGUUGCGAAGGAAGUCGGUGGGGCCAAUCGCCGUGGCCAGAGCUCGCGCAGUUGUGGGUUGUGGCUUUGUAGAAGUCGGCAGGGCUCACCACCAUGUAUCCCGGUUAAGCCUCCCAGAAAAGUGUGUUCCUUCCCAGAUUUAAAGCCGAUAGAUGGGUUACUUGAGUAAUAAUAAUAAAUAAAAACAUUUCGGUGCUGUUGUACAGUACAAUAUAUACAUAUCCGUGUGUUGGGGUUACAUGUAUACUCACAAGUAUUGUUUAUUCUAUGCGUGUGUGUGUGUAUAUAUUGAGCUUGCACUUGGGAUUUUAUCAUACUGAGAAGUCCGUGAAAACCAUGGGCAGAAGGGUGGGGCAGUGGGUAACACCUGAACCUCGCAGCAAGAUGUACCUGAGUUCGAGUCUCCACUCCGGGGGGGAAUCUUUCAGCGUGGAGUUUGUGGUUCACCUCGUGUUCUGCACGGAUUCCCUCUCGGUUGUCCACUUUCUAUCCAAAAACAUACAAUGUAACCGGCAGAGGUGGGACAAAGUCAUUGUUAUGCAAGUCCAAGUCGAGUCUGAAGUCAUCAAAUUCAUGACUCGAGUCCAAGUCACAUGACUCGAGUCCACACCUCUGAUAACCGGUAUUGGCUAAAACACGUCGCGGUGCAGAAAAGUUACCCGCGGGCUACUCGGUUGGGAUUACACGCAGCAGCAACGUUGCCUCCUCCUGCGAAAAAACCUGGCAGGACUCUCCUGAAAGAGACUUGGGACUCAUUGAAGCAUUCCUGGCUGAGAAUACACGUAAUAAUCAUGAAAAUAUUACAUGUCCAAAUGAGCCAUAGGGCGCCACGGUGGCGAGAUGUUGACUACCUCGCCUGGUAUUGAGGAGGUGCGUGGGUUCGAUCCCAAACCUGACGCCUGUAUAUUUGGAGUUUUCAUGUUUCUCCCCGUGGUUGCGUGGAUUUUUCUCCGGGUCCUCCGUUUGUUUCCUCCACAUGUAUGAACGCACUUGCAGAGCAGUGGUUCUUCACCUUGACUGCAGCCUUGCACCCCAGGUUAAGAACCACUGCUUUAGAGUCUUUGGCUGCAGUAAAUUGAAAAAGAGCUCUAUAGCUCAAUGGCCUUCCAUGGUAAAAUAAAAAAAUAUAAAAAACUUCAAACAUGGCCAUGUGCCACGGCUGCUGCUGCCACUGCCUGAGCACGAGUUUCGAGUUUUUAACCAGGUGAGGAUUCAUCGAGGGGCAAGGAUGAGUUUUUUUGCGACGGUGACCUGGGUACAGGUACGUGCACUGUUGGCCUUGCGUGCUUGACGUGGCAGCAGGGCCUGGAGUUAGUGGUGACUGGGCUGUGUGUGCGCAUGUGCACACGGAUCUUGUCAUUCUAGUUUAGAGGUUGGGUUUUUUCUAUAUUGUGUUGUGUGUGUGUAUAUAUUAGCGUUUUAUAUAACCCAUUGUUAAGAGCCUGUGUGGCAUUGCCAUUGUGCCUCUUGUCAACAAGUGGAACCUCAAUUCCUCGUGGUCACGGGCAGCCAGCGGCGUAGCUAUCGAGUGGGGGGCGCCUCAGUGGCAAGAUGUUAACUGCCUCGCCUGGUCUACAGGAGGUCGUGGGUUCGAUCACGACCCUUACGCCUGCUGUUGAUUUCGAGUUGGCAUGUGCUCCCUGUGGUCGUGUGGCUUUUAGAAUCAACAUCACGCGUUGAUUAUUUGGCUGUUGUCAAUUUCCACGAGAUAAGCCAUUUUAGUUGACCUGUCAUUUAGUGGCCAGAUCGCUUCUGAAAAAUAGCUACCAUAGCUCCGAGCCUUAGCUGGUAAAGUAAAAAAGAGUUUCGUUUGUCUAGUGCACAGGGGGGCCCACGUGGGCCGAAGGGGCCCAGGUGCCAGGCUUCUGAAGUUGGGGGGGUGGAUUGGACGGAGGUGGCCCAUUCCGUUCGUCGCUCCGAGUGGCCGUGCCUACCAACGCUACGAGACUGUUCGCCGCCGAGUUUGCCUUUGUGUCGUCGUGGCAAUAAACACUGCGUUUUGUUUUGAAUGACCACAAGUGCUGUUUUGCGCGCACAUAAUGGGGGAUGCGCUCCGUGUGGCGCUCGCGGCAAAGCUUGCGACGUUGACGCAACGUUGGCGUUGGAGCAGUCGGGCCAGCGUUGGGUCCCAGCAGCGUUCCACGUCGUCCGUGUGAAUUCACUCUGCACUUCCCCCAAUGCAGAAUCUGUCCGGUCGCAUAAAGCACCGCCGCCGCCAAGGGCUUUCCCUCUUGCUUUGUCACGUAAAGCGUCGCAGGCCAAGGUCGAGAAGUCGUCUCGGCCAAUGCUGGUGAUGUCCACCACACCUUGCUGCCACUGCUUUCUUUUUUUGCUUUUCCAGUCCAAUUUUUUGGAUCUGCCCCCUGGUUGCCAACGCCCGCCUCUGUCGCCUGCCUCGACCCAGCAGCCCUCGCGCGUCCCACCCGUCGCCAUCUCCACAUCACGAUUGCGUCUGCGACACUUGGCCCCACCGCGUUCAGUGUCAGAACUUUCAACCUCAUUACCCUCAGUUUAGCCGUGACAUUCCGAGGCGUCGUCUCGGCCACGCGCCGUGUAUUCGAAGGAUCGAGGGUGCUGUUUCCCAGCUGCUCUGCGUGAAAGCCAACUUCGGCCCCAAAGUAGUCACCCGUGUCCGUCUCAACACCGAAGCUUGGAUUGAUUUUUUUAAUAUUAAAAACGACAAACAUCGCGGUAAUGUUACCGUGUAACAAGGAUCCUUGACAAGCAAAAGCCUCUGCAAAGGUACCACAACAGCGACGAAUUCAAACGGCAUCAUGAGCGACGGUUAUGGUAAAAUAUAAAGCAGAUAGCUAGACCGGUUCGUUCAGAUUGUUCGAGAGGCUGGUGCACGCGAGACAAAUAACGAAAUGGUGGGGAAAGUCGGAACGGUGGUGCAGGAGAGGGGACUGAGGAUUAAAUAUCACGAUUUGACCUAUGAACAUCUUAGUUUAUUGACCUUUCCUCCGAUUAGCACGGUUGGUUACGUACGGUGCGAAAGAAGUGCAUGCAUUACUUUGUCACGGCACGUGGGCCACAUGCUGCCCCCUACAGUUUGAACCAGACGUAGCUCUGUGGUAUCCGCUUCCGCGUGUUGCCGAGAGAUCCGCAUGGAGUCUCCGUCUCGCGGCGCACCGCACUGAGAGCACGGUCGGUGUGGAGAUGAGAAGAAGAUUGACACUAAAUAAAUAUCCCCUUGCUCGUGGCCAAACCGCUUCCAGUUCCACGACC
Lethenteron reissneri (Far Eastern brook lamprey) is the source of this 8180-nucleotide messenger RNA. RefSeq names its product protein FAM83H-like. The record is from RefSeq and is a predicted model, not a curated record. Gene Ontology annotation, molecular function: keratin filament binding; protein kinase binding. Lineage: Eukaryota; Metazoa; Chordata; Hyperoartia; Petromyzontiformes; Petromyzontidae. Gene Ontology annotation, cellular component: keratin filament. Gene Ontology annotation, biological process: protein localization to cytoskeleton; signal transduction; positive regulation of cell migration.